Messenger RNA from Misgurnus anguillicaudatus (oriental weatherfish), 1706 nucleotides. The record is from RefSeq and is a predicted model, not a curated record. NCBI's taxonomy places the organism in Eukaryota, Metazoa, Chordata, Actinopteri, Cypriniformes, Cobitidae.
CCGCGCCAGACAAACAGAUGAUCCGCACAGGGUAAAGCAUGGAAGAACUAGCAAUAGAGAGCAUUAACAUUUUAACUAAAUCCUCGCUGGACACAGUUGGAUCAAAAUUAGGUUGUUUAGGAGCGAUUUUCAUCAUGCUCAAGUCCGCCCUGGGUGCAGGACUGCUUAUUUUCCCCUGGGCGUUCGCGAAAUCUGGAGGAAUUCAUGUCGCUGUCACCGUGGAGCUGGCAAGUAGCUAGGUUUCUCUUGUGUUUCUCAUAAGUGGUCUGAUCAUCCUGGGCUAUGCUUCUUCUGUAAGUGGACAAAACACAUAUCAGGCUGUGGUCAGAUAUGUGUGUGGUCCUUCCAUAGGCAAGCUCUGUGAAAUCUGCUAUGUAUUCAAUCUCUUCAUGAUAUCUGUUGCUUUCCUGAUGAUAGUUGCUGACCAGCUUCAGAAACUGUGUUUCUCCAUGUACGAGUUAAUCACAGGCUCACCGGAAUCUGAGAUGCAGUACCACUGGUACACAGACCAGAGAUUUGCACUGUUUCUACUGUGUCUCUUUCUGAUUUUUCCUCUUUCUGUACCCAAGGAGAUCAGCAUACAGAAGUAUACUAGUGUUUUUGGAACUCUUUCUGCCGCCUAUCUGACCGUAGCCAUCAUUGUUAAAUACCACACAAGGCCGAUACAUGUGAUCAAUCUGUCACCUCUUUACAGCAGUGGAAUAAGCCCAUGGGCUUCAAUGUUCAGCGUUGUCCCGACCAUCUGCUUUGGCUUUCAGUGUCAUGAGGCCUGCAUUGCUGUCUACAGUAGUAUGGAGAACAGGAAGCUGUCCCAUUGGGUCUUCAUUUCUGUAGUGUCCAUGUUCAUCUGCCUCAUCAUCUAUUCACUCACUGGAGUUUACGGAUACCUGACGUUUGGGAACAAUGUUGCUCCCGAUGUUCUGAUGUCAUACAGUGGGGAUGAUGUAACAAUGAUCAUUGCCAGACUGCUGUUUGGGAUCUCAAUAAUCACAAUCUAUCCCAUCAUUGUCCUGCUUGGAAGAUGUGUGAUUCAGGAUCCGUUGUUGCAGCGCAGACGCAAACACACAGUGGUAACCGAAUCGUACGAGUGCUGCAUUCGUGUUGGUCUGACCACAGCCUGGAUAAGUGUCACAUUUCUCAUAGCAGUCUUCGUUCCAGACAUUAGCAAAGUGAUCAGUGUUGUUGGAGGAAUCAGUGCUUUCUUCAUCUUUAUAUUUCCAGGGCUUUGUCUAAUAUUUGCUGUGCAGUCAGAGACAGUUCCUCCAUUACUGAGAUAUCUUCUGGUUAUAUGGGGUAUGAUCACACUCUUUUGUGGUUCCUAUAUCUUCGGGCAAAGCACUUCAAUUGCAAUCAUGCAACUCUUGCAUGAGCUUUGAAUAUCUGUGGAAGUGCCAUAAAAAUAUUUCCCAAUUGUGCCAACAGUUACCAUCAGCUACGAUUCCACAAAUGGAUUUUUAUCAUGUGGGCAUCAUUUUCAACAUUGCUCCAGUAUGUUUGGAGUAAAACAGUCAUAUCUAUGUAAUAAUUAUUUUAAACAUGGAUUACAGUCUGCACAACUGUUAUGAUAAUUCAACUUUAUGAGAUACUUCAGACAAAUAUGUAUGUAAAUCUGUGCUAUUUAUAUCUUUUCUUUUUUGAAUGUUCGGCAAUUUUAAUGGCCAAUUUUGCUCAGUAUCAUUAUCAUUUAAAUAAAAUGACUAUGUGUG